Messenger RNA from Cylicostephanus goldi, 255 nucleotides. Lineage: Eukaryota; Metazoa; Nematoda; Chromadorea; Rhabditida; Strongylidae. The record is from the annotation of a GenBank genome assembly.
GUCAGCGAUACCCAAUGCUCAUGCAAGCUUUUUGCAAAACUGCAAAACGAAAAGCACGGAAGGAAAAAUAUUCAAAGAGCAUCUGGUUCGAGGCCGUCGCACCAAUUAGUAGGCGACACACCCAAAAGUAUGUGUGCUCUUAAUUCACCAAAAUCCACUGUGCUCCUUUACAGCUACACCUCAGGAACCACUGGAAGACCGAAAGGAGUUAUUUUGACACAUAAAAAUGUUAUGGCCAAUGUCAGCGCUUUUGCA